AUGUCUCUUGCUAACAUCGCCCAGGACUUCCCUCCGGGGAUUGGCAACUUCAUUGCCAUUACGGGCUGGGACUAUACCCUCCACCUGUCUAACAGGCGGCCUGAGAUUCUCAUCCAGCUUUGUCGCAGGGUCGAGGGCUCGUUGCGGGAACCGCCUUCUUUCGCGUUUGCCUUUGACAUCGAUGGUGUUCUGCUUCAUGUCGCCAAGCCGAUCCCUGGGGCCACCAAGGUCCUCAAAUUCCUGAACGAUAACAAUAUCCCUUUCAUUUUGCUCACCAACGGUGGCGGCAAGCACGAGACGGAGAGAGUCAAGGACCUCGAGGCGAGACUCGGCGUGGAACUAUCGACAGAUAACUUCGUUCAGUCCCACACGCCCUUCCAGGAGCUGCUCGAGGGACCGAACAGCCUGCGGGACAAGACCGUCCUGGUAACGGGGUCCGACUACGAGAAAUGCCGCACCAUCUUCAAGGAAUAUGGCUUCCAGAAACGUCAUCACCCCCGGCCGACAUCUACGCCGACCGACCCAACCAUCUUCCCCUUCCAAUCCCCCUCUCCCUACACCACCCCCCUUCCCAACCCCUCCCCAAACCCCUCUACUCCCACCCAGGCCCCAUCCUCAACCCCGCCACCCUCACCUCCCACCUCAAAAUCGACGCCAUCUUCGUCCUCAACGACCCCCGCGACUGGGCCCUCGACCUACAAAUCAUCACCGACCUCCUCCUCUCCCACGCCGGCUACCUCGGCACCUACUCCCCACUCAACCACACCACCCACACCACCACCACCACCCCAACGCACCCCAAAGAAGCCCAUAAAGGUCAAGGAGGUUGGCAAAACGACGCCCAACCCCCCCUCUACUUCAGCAACGCGGACCUGCUCUGGAGCGCCGGCUACCACCUGCCCCGGCUGGGCCAGGGCGCGUUCCAGGCCGCCGUGGCGGGGCUGUGGCGACGGAUUACGGGCGGGGCGGAGUUGCGAAGGUGAAGGGGGGGCGGAGUGGGUGUCGGUGUUGGUGAGGACGGGGGUGUGGAGUGCGGAAAGGGGUGGGAAGUUGGAGGGGGUGUUUGAGCCCAAGGUGGUGGUGGAUGAUGUGAUGGCGGCGGUGAAGUGGGCGUUGAAGAAGGAGGGGUGGGAGAAGGGGCCGGUGGGGGAGGAGAUGAAGUGA
Molecule: messenger RNA, 1164 nt
Organism: Chaetomium globosum CBS 148.51
Lineage: Eukaryota; Fungi; Ascomycota; Sordariomycetes; Sordariales; Chaetomiaceae
Exons: 5
Coding region: 1-1164 (387 amino acids)
Source: RefSeq, a predicted model, not a curated record